UCGCCAUCACUGAUUUAGACUAAAACCACCAGUUUAUUACUUUUAGAGAUGUUGCCUUACCAGCCCGGAGGAAUGACCAUCUCUCUGAUUUAAAGAAGAAAAAAAAAAAAAAAAGUAGAGCAAGCUUAAGGCCAGUGACUAGGCUGAUAUUAAAUGAGCAUUUUCCACUUGAUCAUUAUCUUAGGGAAAUUGGGAAGCUGCCUCUGGUACUUAAAUACAAGUCACUUCCCUGUUUCUAGGGAGAACUUAAGAGAUAGAAGCAGCAUAGACAGAAAAGGAAUCAAGUUCAGUUGGUGUUGCCAAGCUCCUCGAACAGUUGAGCAGGGGAAGGGACCUACCAAGGGCUACACAGCCGAGACGCAUCCAGAGCAUUUGUGACUGGGGACUACUCUGAAGCAGGCCUUGUGGAUGAUGUAUCUGACUUGUCAUUUUCUGAGAUGCUGACACUUCAAAAUUGGCUAUCAUUCUAUGAGAAGAAUUACGUAUUUGUUGGAAGGGUGAUUGGAAGGUUCUAUGGAAAGGAUGGGCUACCCACCUCGGAACUGACCCAGGUAGAAGCCAUGAUCACCAAAGGCUUGGAGGCAAACAAACAGGAACUAAAAGAGAAGAAGAAGUUUCCACCAUGCAACACGGAGUGGAGCUCAGCCAGGGGCAGCAGGUUCUGGUGUUCCCAAACGAGUGGAGGCGUGAGCAGAGACUGGACUGGUGUCCCCAGGAAGCUGUACAAGCCAGGUGCCAAGGAGCCCCACUGUGUGUGUGUGAGAACAACCGGUCCCCCUAGUGACCCAGCACCAGACAACCCUACACACAGAGAUCGUGGGGACUUGGACCACCCCAACUUGGAGGAAUACACAGGCUGCCCACCCCUGGCCAUUACAUGCUCUUUCCCACUCUAAGCUGGUGCCGUCUGUUGAUAACCCCCAGAGAAGCCUAAUGAGCCCCGACUCACGUGCACUAGGAUGGCUCCUGACAUCGGACAAGAGGGCCUGGAAGGACUCUGGCCUCUGCAAAUGUGGCCCAUGACUCACCAUGGGCUCACCGUUCUGGUGACUGAGGCCAGAGCUGGGAACUCGCCUAGUACUGGUCAGCACGUUUUUGCCACUAUUCCUCUAGAUCUACUUGCCAUCCUCCUUCAGAGCUCUCAAAUAUUAAUGAACACAAAUAUGAUCAACUGAAAACUAAAUGGACAGACAAGCAAAGGGCUCUAAGCUCCAAUCCUUCCCACGGACUCCCAGGCUGCCAGAUCAGCUGCUGGUCUGGUCAGGGGCACUGGCAAAAAGGCACUACAUCACUCUCUGACAAUUCAGAAACAAGAGAAUACAUCCAGAAAAGACCAAAAAUGAAUGAAUGAAUAAAUAAAUAAAUAAAUAAGAACGGCAUCAACAUACUCUCUUCCAGGUUCCCCGAUGGCUAAACUUGUUACCCCUGACUUUUAUAACCUUUUUUUUCUUUCUUUUUUUGUUAAUACUCAACCGAGGAUAUUUUUAGGGAGAGUAGAAGAGAGAGGGAAAGACAGACAAAAACACUGAUGUGAAAGAAACACAUCGACUGGUUGCCUCUGCACGAGCCCCGACUGGGAAGAAGCCUGCAACAAAGGUUCGUGCCUUGACCAGAACUGAACCCAGGACCCUUUGGUCCGCAGGUCAAUGCUCUAUCUACUGAGCCAAACCGUCUAGGGCUGUAACCUUUCUUAUUUGUGACUCCUCUUCCCUAAUUUACAGCAAAAAGCCGCAUUGAGUUGAUAUCAGCUGGGCCAAUACAGUCAGAGGUGAC
This is a messenger RNA of Eptesicus fuscus (big brown bat), 1773 nucleotides long. Its product is annotated as neuferricin. The record is from RefSeq and is a predicted model, not a curated record. Lineage: Eukaryota; Metazoa; Chordata; Mammalia; Chiroptera; Vespertilionidae. The transcript has 4 exons. Bases 438 to 896 code for a protein of 152 amino acids. Gene Ontology annotation, cellular component: membrane; endomembrane system.